Messenger RNA from Didymodactylos carnosus, 722 nucleotides. Lineage: Eukaryota; Metazoa; Rotifera; Eurotatoria; Philodinida; Philodinidae. The record is from the annotation of a GenBank genome assembly.
AAUUUAAUAGUAGAGGUUGCUACCCAACCGUGACCGACGAUAAGUCUAUUCCUAAUCCCAUCCUUAUUUUUUUCUACCCCAUUCUUUUUACUAUGUGUUAUGUUGUGUUUUUAGAAUUAGUCACUUUCGAACAUUUUUUUUCGAUUGAGGAUUCCAAACCGUUUUAAUCGUUCAACACCUGAUGACAGGGAUGGCCAGGAAUCGUACAGACGUGCUAUUACUUUUUCUGAAAGGUUUCAUGAUUGAAUGAAUUUAAUUGUGACGUUAUUCUUCGAACAAAAUAAUCUGACGACUAUUGUCAUCAAUUUGAUUAGAACAGAAACUACGACAUUAGUCAAGCACGUGUCGAAUUAAUUUGUGAUUGGUUGGCUGAAAGAGUCAGUAUUGUACGAAACAAAAAUUUUAUUUCAAAUUUGGAACGUGCAAAAGAAGCUGGACGUGUCUUUCUGUUAGACGUUAAAAGUGGUAGUGUCAAACUGUAUCCCAAAAAGAAACAUGAAUCUUAUACAUCAACUACACCAACAGCUGCUCGUGGAACAAAAGGUCCAUUAGAUGGUAGAAGAUCAAAGGCAGAAAAAGAUGAGGAACAACAAGAUAAUGGUACAGCGGCAACCGAAAAACAAAAGACAAAACCACCAAAUCAAUGUUCAUCACCAGAUGUUACACGUAAAGUAGCCGAAGAAAGAAAAAGGCAGCAGCAGCAAGUCAAAACAAUUAAUUAA